GAGAGAGAGAGAGAGAAAGAGAGGGCUCCUGCCGCCGUUCCCGCCGCCAUGGCCCAGAAGCAGAUCUACUAUUCCGAUAAAUACUUCGACGAGCAGUACGAGUAUCGGCACGUGAUGCUGCCACCAGAGCUUUCCGAACAAGUGCCAAAAUCUCAUCUGAUGUCUGAAGAAGAGUGGAGGCGUCUUGGUGUUCAGCAGAGUCUUGGCUGGGUUCACUAUAUGAUCCAUGCACCAGAACCUCAUAUUCUGCUCUUCAGGAGACCUCUUACAAAGGAGAAGCAGAAAUGAGCCAUCGCCUCUUCAAUCUUCUGGAACUAUGUAUAUGAGUGUAUAUAUGUUGGUAGUAUUCAGUGAAUACUUUAAAUUUACGAAACAUACAUCCAAACCUGUGCAUGAGCUGUAUUAUUCACAGCAAGAAAGCUCAGUCAAGUGAAAUUUCAAGUAGGCUGCUAUAAUGUUCAGAGUGAAUGACUUUAUCUUUACUGUCAAUGUAAGUGCCUCUCCAAACUGAAUUGCUUCAUGUUUGUGUUGCACAUUCUGGUGGUUAGAUGUUCACUUGUUAUCUGUGUUCCGUGAUUUUUGCACUCUUUGUUUCUGCUGUAGUGUAGUAUAUUCAAAUUCAAUAGUUCUGUUUAGUAGCAAGUAGGCUUAAGAAAUAAACUCAUUUUAAUGCCUCA
Molecule: messenger RNA, 677 nt
Organism: Empidonax traillii (willow flycatcher)
Lineage: Eukaryota; Metazoa; Chordata; Aves; Passeriformes; Tyrannidae
Gene: CKS2
Product: CDC28 protein kinase regulatory subunit 2
Exons: 3
Coding region: 49-288 (79 amino acids)
Biological process (GO): regulation of mitotic cell cycle
Cellular component (GO): cyclin-dependent protein kinase holoenzyme complex; SCF ubiquitin ligase complex
Molecular function (GO): protein kinase binding; histone binding; ubiquitin binding
Source: RefSeq, a predicted model, not a curated record